CUGUACCUGGGCGUGGUGCUGUCAGCCGUGGUCAUCAUCACCGGCUGUUUCUCCUACUUCCAAGAGGCCAAGAGCUCCAGGAUCAUGGACUCCUUCAAGAAAAUGGUGCCACAGCAAGCGUUGGUGAUCCGUGAGGGGGAGAAGAUGCAGAUCAAUGCUGAGUUUGUGGUGCGGGGAGAUCUGGUGGAGAUCAAAGGAGGAGACCGCAUCCCGGCUGACCUUCGAGUGGUCUCCUCCAGCGGGUGCAAGGUGGACAACUCGUCUCUGACGGGAGAGUCGGAGCCUCAGACUCGCUCCCCAGAGUUCACACAUGACAAUCCUCUGGAAACCCGCAACAUCUGUUUCUUCUCCACCAACUGCGUCGAGGGGAUGGCAAAAGUGUGUCUGACUCUCACUGCCAAGCGAAUGGCCAAGAAGAACUGCCUGGUGAAGAACCUGGAGGCCGUAGAGACUCUGGGCUCCACCUCCACCAUCUGCUCCGACAAGACGGGCACGUUGACCCAGAACCGCAUGACCGUGGCCCACAUGUGGUUCGACAACCAGAUCCACGAGGCGGACACCACUGAGGACCAGACGGGUUUAGGAUUUGACAAGAGCUCUGCUACUUGGGUUGCUCUGUCUCGCGUGGCCGGGCUAUGCAACAGAGCGGAUUUCAAAGCCGGACAGGAGAACUUCCCCAUCCUGAUGAGGGAGACAGCGGGGGACGCUUCAGAGUCCGCUCUGUUCAAAUGCAUCGAGCUGUGCUGUGGGAGUGUUCGUGAGAUGAGAGCCAGAAACGCCAAAGUGGCCGAGAUCCCGUUCAACUCCACCAACAAAUACCAGCUCUCUGUCCAUGAAGCAGAAGACAAUCCCUCUGGUCAUAUUCUGGUCAUGAAGGGAGCGCCAGAGAGAAUCUUGGACAG
Molecule: messenger RNA, 902 nt
Organism: Notothenia coriiceps (black rockcod)
Lineage: Eukaryota; Metazoa; Chordata; Actinopteri; Perciformes; Nototheniidae
Product: sodium/potassium-transporting ATPase subunit alpha-2-like
Exons: 8
Biological process (GO): potassium ion import across plasma membrane; intracellular potassium ion homeostasis; sodium ion export across plasma membrane
Cellular component (GO): plasma membrane
Molecular function (GO): ATP binding; P-type sodium:potassium-exchanging transporter activity; ATP hydrolysis activity
Source: RefSeq, a predicted model, not a curated record